CCCACGACAUUAUAAACAGAGGAAUGUGAACUGUAAACCCAGUCCAAGAAGAGAACCUAAAAGCUAGGCUUGUAGAUUAAAAUUACCUUACCAAAAAGACAGACUCCACAAGUCUGGUUUUCUCAAGACCUACCUACCUGUGCACACAGGCUGACCCAGCAAAAGAACUGAAAAUUACAGACCAAGAUGGAUGGCAGUAAUUGCAAAGCUACUGCUCCUCUCCUAACUCAGAGGUACCGGAGGAUGGUCACCAAGGACGGCCACAGCACACUGCAAAUGGAUGGUGCCCAAAGAGGUCUUGUAUAUCUUCGAGAUGCUUGGGGAAUCCUAAUGGACAUGCGCUGGCGCUGGAUGAUGUUGGUCUUUUCUGCUUCUUUUGUUGUCCACUGGCUUGUCUUUGCAGUGCUCUGGUAUGUUCUAGCGGAGAUGAAUGGUGAUCUGGAACUAGAUCAUGAUGCCCCACCUGAAAACCACACUAUCUGUGUGAAGUACAUCACCAGUUUCACAGCUGCAUUCUCCUUCUCCCUGGAGACACAACUCACUAUUGGCUAUGGUACCAUGUUCCCCAGUGGUGACUGUCCAAGUGCAAUCGCCUUACUUGCCAUACAAAUGCUACUAGGCCUCAUGCUAGAGGCUUUUAUCACAGGUGCCUUUGUGGCGAAGAUUGCCCGGCCGAAAAAUCGAGCUUUCUCAAUUCGCUUUACAGACUUAGCAGUAGUAGCUCACAUAGAUGGCAAACCUAAUCUAAUUUUCCAAGUGGCCAACACUCGACCUAGCCCUCUAACCAGUGUCCGGGUCUCCGCUGUACUCUAUCAGGAAAGAGAAAACGGUGAACUCUACCAGACCAGUGUGGACUUCCACCUUGAUGGCAUCAAUUCUGAGGAAUGUCCAUUCUUUAUCUUUCCACUAACCUACUAUCACUCCAUUAUACCAUCAAGUCCUCUGGCUACUCUGCUCCAGCAUGAAAAUCCUCCACACUUUGAAUUAGUUGUAUUCCUCUCAGCAAUGCAGGAAGGGACUGGAGAAAUAUGCCAAAGGAGGACAUCCUACCUACCCUCAGAAAUCAUGUUACAUCACUGUUUUGCAUCUCUGUUGACCCGGGGUUCCAAAGGUGAAUACCAAAUCAAGAUGGAGAAUUUUGACAAGACUGUUCCUGAACUUCCCACUCCUGUGGUCUCCAAGAGCCCAAACAGGACUGACCUGGACAUCCGUAUCAAUGGACAAAGCAUGGACAAUUUUCAGAUCUCUGAAACAGGACUGACAGAAUAAGAUGUAUCCACGGCACCCUAUUUUUUAAUGUAUUACGCAGCUACUUUUCCUUCGUUAUAACUUUUUUUUCAAUGCUGAUUACAUCUCUCUGAUGAUAUCAUGGUAACAAGCCUAUGCCCAUAAAAAUGGCUGAGCUAAUAAUACACAUUCUGGAAAUUUAACAUUCUACCUUAUAAGUUUGUAUCUGUGGUUAUCUGCUGAAAUCAAUGCAUCUCAACAUGACAGAUAUUUAUAUAACAGCAAGUUGGUGAAUUUAUCAUAACGUGGAUGAUACCACUAAUGAAGGGAAAACGGGACAGUAAAGUUUAACUCAGCCGAACUCUAAGAUCAACCACAAAUCUCUCAUUUUCAUCUGCAAGUUGAAGCAACAGUCUAGUUUGAAACCUAGCCCCCUGGGUAGAAUGAUGAUUUCACAACAUUUAGCGAACAUCCUUUUAAAAGUGUUAUUUUUUCAAGACAACAAAGAUCAUUCCUCUGGUUCUUCAUACUACAAAGCUGGAGUAAGUAUUACCCCCCCUUAAUUUUUAACAUCUAAGAACAAAAAAAUUCACAAGAAAAACAAUGGAGAGAUUUAUAUGUAGCUCUAAAGGCAUUAUACCCAAACACAUGCACAUGUUCACAUAUUUGUGGCAGAAGUGAUGAGAUCAAGUGAGAGCCCCAGCCUGAAUGGAACCUGUAAGGUGGUAUUUUUGUAAGGAGAUGCAAAAUUAUAUCUACUAUCAAACAGUGAUUUAAAAAUCAUAAUCAACUAUUCAUCUGAAUGGCUUCUAAGUAAAAACAGUCCCUUCUUACCUAUGACCUAUUCAAUGGUAUAAAACAAUGCAACAACUCUAAAUAACUCAUAAAUGCAAAGCUAUUUAAGUUUUUGUAGAUAUAAAGGUUUACUUAUACGUAAUUCAAAUAGGAAAAAAAUCUCCAGUAGAUAAAGCAAAAAAUAAUUAGGCAACAAAGUAUUUUCAAACCCAAAUUCCUGUUUCCAACUUCAAAUAGUUUUUUCUAUAAACACAAAAUGAGUGUUUAUUCAUCAGUAGGAGGUUGAACUAGAUAAACUCUAUUACUUCUUACCAAAUCUAAUACUCCAUGAAAAUUAUACUCUCUCUCUGCUUCAAUUUUUAUUUAAUAUAUACUUAGAUGAACGCUUUCCCUUACCUCCAGUUUAAUUUAAAACCAUUCCCUUUGCAUAGCCUUCAUUUUGAUUUAAAAAAAGAAAAAACUGUCUUCAAAGCAAACAAGAACCAAAAAAGUCGCCCUAUCAGAUUUCAAGUAGAUUUGUGGCUGCUCUUCUUUUCUGUAAUUCUCCUUCUUCAAGUUUAGUAGGAAAAGUAAAAGAUUAACCCUCCCCACUGGUGAUGACCUAGCCAGGAAUCAGCCCAUGAAUAAAUACUAGCCUAGUAAAGGCAAUCUGGUGUGACAAGCAGGGCAGAGCAGCAGUCACAUUUUUCUACUCUUUGACCAAAAGGAAAAGCAAAUAAAGAAGAGCUCUGGAGUAGUCAAACCGUGAUAACAGCAAAAAAAAAAAAAAAAAAAAAAGUCAAGGACACAGAAACUUAAUUAUUGUAAACUUUUGCUGUUUGAAACUUUUAGGCAUCCUUAAAUGCUAACCAGACCAAAAGACUUUUUUUUCCAACCCAGGACUGUCAUAACCCAUAUAGACAACAGGAAUUCUUAUUUCUAUAAUAAAGUAACAAGAUUCACCUAACCUGUGAAAAUAAAGUAGUAUCAAAGAUUUA
Molecule: messenger RNA, 2999 nt
Organism: Leopardus geoffroyi (Geoffroy's cat)
Lineage: Eukaryota; Metazoa; Chordata; Mammalia; Carnivora; Felidae
Gene: KCNJ13
Product: potassium inwardly rectifying channel subfamily J member 13
Exons: 3
Coding region: 187-1269 (360 amino acids)
Biological process (GO): regulation of monoatomic ion transmembrane transport; potassium ion import across plasma membrane
Cellular component (GO): plasma membrane
Molecular function (GO): inward rectifier potassium channel activity
Source: RefSeq, a predicted model, not a curated record